Molecule: messenger RNA, 3948 nt
Organism: Seriola aureovittata
Lineage: Eukaryota; Metazoa; Chordata; Actinopteri; Carangiformes; Carangidae
Product: dentin matrix acidic phosphoprotein 1-like
Exons: 16
Coding region: 45-2591 (848 amino acids)
Molecular function (GO): protein binding
Source: RefSeq, a predicted model, not a curated record
GUGGAGUAUUUCCCUUCCUGGCCCCACGCCACGCCCUCGUCAUCAUGAAGAUCAUACCCGCACAACCCUGGGCCAUCACAGGACCCAUAACUGGAGACAGAUGGAGAAAUUCGUAUCAGUGGGUCCAGCCGGACAGCAUGGCCGCCGAGGAGGACGACGCUCUGCUCUUUCUAAUCUACCAGCACCUGAAGGUGAACGGCUACAAGAAAGCAGCCAAGGUGCUGGAGAAACACGUUACUCAGGUGGAGACACCAGAGGAGAGCUCCAACCUACAUGAUAUCUACACAGGCUGGAUGAAGCUGUGCUCUCUCGCCCACCAUGCCAAGCAGGAGACAGAAGACGACUCUGCCACUUUAAAGGAGAAGAGCAUCAAACCAGAACCUGCCACCACCGAAGAAGAAGAGGGCGCAGACACCAAACUCUCCAACACUGCAGAAGAAGAUAAUGUGGAAACCAAGCCUGCUCUUGGGCUCGGGGCAGAUGGUGUGGAGUCAUCCGGUGCAGACCUCAGCUGUGUGGGGAACGACGCUGAGGCCGUCUCUGAGCAGCUGCUGGAAGCUGCAGGUGAAGCUGAAACAACAACCGUGGACAAAGAGAACUCCGACUCCUCUGAUGGUGAAGAGGAAGAAGAGAAGAGGGAGGAAGAAACAAAAACGGAGCAAGAGUCAGCUCCUGUUGAAGCAUCUGCCAAGGCGACUAACCGAGCAGAAGGCUGCAGCUCAGAUUCCUCUGACUCUCAGGAAGCGGCUGAACCCACCCUGGGCAGCUCCAGCCCUGUCGACCUCAGUCAAGCUGCCGCUAGUCAGACUGAGGAUCAACCGCCGGCCUCCAGCUCAGGAGGCGAGAGCAGAGAGGAGCACCAAGAGAUGGUCGAUGAGCCAAAGCAGGAGCCAGAAGCAGCCAUGGACGUCUCUAAUGCUGCAGAUGAAACCUCUGCCUCAGAGCAGACAGCUGUCAAUCAAACUGAGGCCACACCUCCCUGCACUCAGGAGGCAGAGGAUGAGGAAGGCAGCACUGCAGAGAAGUCCAGCCAGGCUGAGCCCGCCAGCCAGGCUGAGCCCGCCAGCCAGGCUGAGCCCGCCAGCUCAGACCCGACAGCUGAGGAGACCAAUGAGCAGCCAGCCAAGAACGAAGCCACGCCCCCUCCAGACCCUGACUGUAGUGCUGAAAAUCCAAAAGAGGAAGAGGGUGAAGAGGACGAGACAGUGGAGGAGGAGGAGAAAGCCAAGGCCAGUGACUUCACGUCUCCACUGAAGCCUGAGAACCAGACAGAGACUGGUGACCAAGGAGACGGCGCUGACCUUGCCAUCACUGACACUGAAAAGGCGACGGUGGCGGCUGCAGAAGAACAAACAGACCUAGACGAUUCCAUCAUGCUCAACAUUCAGGUCGAAGACAGUGACGCAGCUGAGCGAGAAACCAGCCAGCUGCUCCCUGUGGAGGACGAGUCCUGCGAAGAUGUGAGAACACCCAAGAAGAAAAAAAAGAAGAGCAAAAAGGAGAUGGAGACAACUGAAGAAACACCUACCACAGACACAUCCACCAUAGAUACACUCAGUGACACUCCUCUUACCUCCAAGUCUGCCAAGAAGAAGAAGCGAGACAAAAAGAGAAAGGAAGAGGAGAAGCAGCAGGAGGAGGAGGUGUCUCAGGUAACUCCAUCAGAGAAGAAGGCCAAGAAAAGGAAAAGAGAGAGAGAGGAAGAGAAAGAGGAGGAAACUCCUGUCAUUCCCUUGGAAAACAAAAUUAAAAAGAAAAAGAAGAAGGUUAAUGAUGUGGAAGAGGCAGAGGAGAAAGUGGAGAAUCCUCUGAGUCCGGCAGACACAGAAAAAAAGAAGAAGAAAAAGAGGAAGAAGGAGGGAGGACAGGAGAAUGAGGUGGCGCAGUCUAAUGAAACACCAGCAGGGGGCGACGAAGGCACAUACUCUAACCUGGAUGCAACAGAUGGAAACUCCUCUCAGCUCGCCUCGGCCAAGAAGAAACAGCGUCUCAGGAAGAAACUCAGCCUGAAGAAGAGGCUGAGGCUGCACAAGAAAGAUGAGAUCGUGAAGAGGAAGAACAAAGUCCCCGCAGGAAAGACUGAGGCCACAGGCAGAAAGAAACAAAAACGGAUCCAGGAAGCAGCGGAGGAGAUGCCUCGGCCAAAACCAACCAAAAGACCCAAACUAGAUGCUGCACAGGAAGACGACACACCAAAGAAGAAAAGGAACAGUGAGCAAGAAGAGAAUUCCUCGAAGGAAAACCAGCCUCCAAAGACAAAGCCAAAGAAGAAGAAAAAGAAGCAACUGGUGAAGGAGGAAGAUGAAAGCGGUGCGGUGAGCGACCUGAUCGCUGAGCAACUUGAACAGGUCUCAUCUCUGUGCUCGAGCGACAGGAAGAAGAAGAAGAAGAAAAAGAAGAUGUUGAUGGCUGAUGAAGGCGAAGAGACGAGCGCAAAUUCAACUCCAGUCACUGCAAGCCAAGAUACUCCUGCAAAGAAAAAGAAGAAGAACAGACUAAAGGAAAAACUGGAAGAAACUGAACCUGCUCCAGAUGUUACAGCUGCUUCUAUGAAAAAGAAAUCCUCCAAGAAGAAAAUCGUCUCCGAUUAAAUGUGAAGUCAGUGGAGGGAGGAUGACUUCUCUUGGACCUGAAAGCCCAAAAAUAACAGGACAAUCUGCAUAAUGUUGGUGCCUUUGCUCCUGAUUCUUCAGUCUGAGAUGAAGGGAUUUUCUCCUUUCAGAAACAGAGGGGUACAUCUGAGGGAACAUCAGUGUUUUCAGUCUGUUUUACUUUCUUUUGCUCUAAAACUGUGAAAACUCAUACACCUUCAGUUUGUUUGUGUUUACAGUUUAAAAUCCUCAUCAGCAGAAUGGCGCUUUAAUCAUACAGAUUUUUUUUAAUGGCAGACCUGUUCUUAAAGGAAAAUUUUAUUGGAAUAACAUUUGAAAUUAAUGACAACUUCUAGUAGCUGUGGUUCAUCAUAUUAACUUGAGUAUCAUUUGAAAUUACUAUUACAGUAUUUCUUCUUAUUCAACAAAAGCAGCUGUAAAAGAACUUUAUGAAAUAUUUUAAAUUGAUCAAAUUCUGAUCUAAAACAGGAACUCUUCGAUUAAAGAAUAACUAUAUUGCUGCAACUAGUGCUUCUCUUUGCUAUUGAUUAAUCUGUUCAAUAAAACUUAAAACAGAUAAACAGCAAAUUAUCCCAUUGUUGAAGCUGAAAACAGUGAAUGUUUGGAAGUUGUGUCAUAUUAGGGAUGCAACAGAUGAUCAAAAUAAAAUUAAUGACAAACUAAUCGUUUCAGCUCAAAUUAAAAAGUCUGAGCAGGAAUUUUACGCCAACUUUUGAUACUUGUAGCCAGGAACACAUUUCAAUUGGUAUCAGAUAAGAUGGUUAAGUACAAAGCAGCUCUGCCUUUGAGGGAUAUUUAUAUAAUUAAAGCGGCACCUCAUUAGAAGUGAUAGAAGUUCUUACCUUAUUACUGUUAGUCUUCCUUCUUUGGACUGCUGGUUUACCAUGUUGAUGAUUACAACAGACAAGCUUUGCAUUGAUGGCACAGUGAUGGGACCAAGCUGUGAACACAAAAGGUCAUGUUUGAGCAACAACUCCUGAAAAUUGUGAACAGUUGAUCUUGAUAAUAAGAUUUUGUUUCUGUCUUUGGAGCUUUAAUGUAGAAAGUCAGUUUUGUUCUAACACUAACUCAUGUUACAUAUGAUGUAGUUUGACCUUUUUUUUUCUCUGUCAGUCAUAAUGCUGUGAAAUUCAGUUUUUUCUUUGGAAAUGGUUUUGUUUACAGUGUCACUGUCGUUUACACAAUUUUCUUAAUAAGCCUAUGAACUAUGCACCUGAUUUAAUGCUGUUAUUACAUAAUAUUUACACUAUUUGGAUGUUUGUUUGCUUUUCCUGACAACCAACAUGUUCUCCUCUCUGUAGGACACCAAACAUGAAAAUAAAUCAAUCCAACAGUU